Messenger RNA from Symbiodinium sp. CCMP2592, 6957 nucleotides. NCBI's taxonomy places the organism in Eukaryota, Dinophyceae, Suessiales, Symbiodiniaceae. The record is from the annotation of a GenBank genome assembly.
AUGCGCAGAUUGGACCGCGAUCUCCCAUCACGAGUCCACUCCAACAUUGUGCAACAUCAACCCGAACUGGCCCACCUGCACGACAGUCUCGCAGCAAUAGAGCACCAGUGGAAUUCUCUCCCACAACCACAAUGCGAGGGCCUGGAUGGCCUGUUUGGGGCCCCCUCCCUCCAGGUGCCUUCCGACCUCCUAUGCGCCACGCAUGCAGCGCACGACACCCUAAUGCGUAUCCUCUCCUCUUGCUUGCCCCCGCCUGAGCCAGUGGCUAAGAGGUUGCAGGGUCGUACUGCCUCGGCUUGGCAUGCCUGCAUCCUGGAGCUGCGCCGGGUCAAGCGAGCCAUAUUGGACGAUGUGCAAGCAUCGGGGCGUCUGCGACCACACUGCCUAUCGUUGAUCGACCUGGCAGACAGCUGGGCAAAGGCAACAGGAAUGGAUUCCCAUCAUCGAACCCAGCAUGCCCGCCCUGCCUUGCCAAGCUGGGACACCUUCGAUUCUGACCCUGCCGCCUGGGCGCGCAGCCUGGGCUUCCCCCCUGAAAUCCUUGCACAGAUGCCGGAAGCCUCUGGCGUCACCCCUCCGCCUGCCCGCUCGCAGGCGGAGCCACCGCAUAUCACCUGCAAUAUUCUCCUAUCUGGGGGCUUCAGCUACUCCGUGACGGUGAAGUCUCGGCAUGGGCGCGCAAAAUGUUCCCUUAAUCUAGCGGUUCUAGUCCACGCUGCAACCCGCCCCGAUUCCGCUCACCUGGCCAAAGCCUUCCUCACACCUGGCCCAUGGAUCCUAUCCCCACUGCCACUGCACGCCGUGGUCCCGAUAUCCGACCAGCGCGUCAGGGCUGGGCCAUGGGUGCUCACUGUGGAACGGGGUUGCUGGUAUGCCACCCGCCCAGCCCCCUGCCCAGGCCCGCGCCUCAAGGUUAUUGCACUGGGGGACACGCCGUUCAAGCACCUCACCAUGGACCACUUCAUGCAUAACUCCCACCCGGGCACCUUGAUCUUGCGCGUGCAAGAGCAGCCUGACUACACCUUGGUCCGACCUGUCUCGUCAGAAGAACAGCGGUUCCUUCUCGCAAAAUUUCGCCCUUCUCGUCCGGGCCCGAGCGGCUGGAAAGUGUGCUACAUCGAGGCCUUCCCGCCUGAUGUCCAGCAGCUCUAUUGGCACUGCCUUGACAUGCUACGUAUGCUUGGCACGGUGCCAUCAUCCCUGCAGCACGCGACCCAGAUCCAUCUGCCCAAACCCUCUGGAGGUUGGCGCCCCCUUUCUAUGCUUGAAGAGUCCUUCAAAGCCGUAGAAGCUGUGGUCGCGUCAAGGCUUGCGGAGCUGAGGGACCCAUGGCACUCGGAUGCCCCUUUUAGUCGCUUCAACCGGGCCUACUCCAAAGGCGUCGCCGCAGCCCCGGAAGUCCUCUAUCUGGACUGCCUUGUUUGUGAAGAUGCACAGCGGUCUGGGCGUCCACUCCUGCGCGUGCCAGCUGAUUAUGAAAAAUUUUUCAACGUUCUCCAGCUGGCGGAGGUCGAUGCCCUGCAACAAGGCCGAGGCAUUCCCGAUUCCGUCCGUCGCCUGCAUCACGCCUUGUUCUCCAACAUGAACGUCCAGCUUAGCACCAGAUCCGGCCUGACGCCUCCUCUGCCUGUUGCACGUGGCGUGCCUCAAGGAGCUGUCUCCUCACCGGAAGUGUCUCGCGCUGCCCAAGACCCCCUGUUGCGCCUCCGGCCCGUUGACGGUGCCGCCUACCUCACCAGCGCAGGUCGACGGGUCGUGGCCGCGGGCUACGUAGACGACAUCGAACACUACGGCAGCGGCCUGGCAGAUCUCCCUGUCAUUCUGCAAAACCUCGAAACCGGCAGCCAGGCUUCCGGUAUAGGGUUCGCCUGGUCCAAGUUCUCCGCCUAUGCUUCGGACUGUGCUCAAGUCCGCAGCUGGGACAUCUGGCUCGGUGGCAUGCGCUCCUUCUUCUUACCCCGUUCUGCUGCAACGGACGUAGACAAACUGCUCGGCAAGCGCGGCACUCCCCUCGACCGCCACUCCCACGCACGAGAAGACCUCAUCAGCAAACUCUCCUCUGUCAGAUCCCGCCUAUCUAGCAAGUGCUGCGCCUGGGAUGAGGUAGCUGCAAUGACCCAGUGGGUGCUUGGCGGAGUGCUCGGCUACGCCCCUCUCUUGGGCAUCCCUCCCCCGGCGGACUUCGCCGCUCUCCACAGACUCUUGCAUGCAGGACUUGGUGUGCGCAGCACCUCGGAGCGGGUGAGCCUGUCUGCUCCUCGCUCUGCCGGGGGCCUGGGCAUCCCGUUACUCUCCGAGAUGCUCGUAGCCGCUGUGGCUUCUGACCUGCUUCUGCUGCUCAACGGUACCUCCCAAGCUGCUGACCUGGCUCGUGAUAGUCUCCGUGCAGCUUUGGACUCCCCGCCAGCCGAGCUACCACAGCACCGCGGUCUGGUUGUCACAGCCCUGCACUUCCUUGCCGGCUACGGCUUGUACCUCAGCGUGUCGACCGACCGCUUCAUUAGCCGCCUACUGGACAACCUUAACCCUUCUCCCCUCCAGCCGCUACACGGCCCUUUCAACCCUAGCCGAUUUGAAUCUGCGGCGCGUUUUGCGCGAUGUGGCAUCUUCGCCAACUCUGUCAGAGCCGCCUGGAAACAACUGCUAGCCCAGUAUAUCCCGCCGUCUCGCUGGGGAGAGGCAGAGCUGUGGUCUAACCUCCUGCCCGAACACCUACCUCUCUCCAGUCACGCCUGCGCCAGAGCUGCACGAGCGGCCCUGCAUCAAGCGGAUUCUGACUGGCAGCAAGAAUGCCUCAUCUUUCACGUCCCUGCAGCCCCUGCGCCAGCAGAAGACUGGAGGGAUGUGGCCUGGGUAGACCCCUGGCUCCCUUCGGGGGACCCCCGUUCUGGCCACCUGCUCGCCCCCGUUUCCAACUUUACAGCUACCUCUGACUUUGCUCUGUUCGGAGACGGAGGCUUCUCCGCGGCGCAAGGCGCCACUUUCUGCAGCCAAGCGCGGGGUUUUGGCCAGACCGGCGGGCCGUUUGCCUGGUUCUCUGAUCAAGGCUAUAUGGUCACCAGCCCCACACGUCCGGCACAAACUGCGUUCAUCAGCCCACACUGGACCCCGCCCUUUACUCGCAGUGCCAUUUUUCCGGCCGCUGGGAGCGAUGGAUGCUCCCUUCUGACCACCUGCCGCUGGACCUAUCUGCCACGGCCUACCGAUGCCACCGUGCCAUCGGCGGCAGUUGGACAGAGCGCCCACGCUCAUGCAGAUGUGGCCGCCCUUGCGGACACGUGGGCGACGCAAGCGGGCCUGCCCUCCCCGCGCACCUGUCCACUCUGCCAAGCUGGGCCUGGCACGCCUCGCCAUGUCGUCAUGUCGUGCAAGGCCUUAGCCCCGGCCGCAGACAUGCUACGCGACGACAUAGAGGCUGAACUUCAAACCCUCGCCACCGCCGAGUCACUCCGCCAAGCAGCCCAGGCCUGGCAACAUCAGGCUCGCGCUGACGCCCUCCGCAUGGCGGCGCUGUGCACAGAUGCCAGCAUGGAGCAGACGAAGGCGCUGGAGCAUUUUGCCACCCUUCGCCAGCCCCUGGCGUUUACGACAGGCCUACCAAGCACGCUUGGAUGCUUGGAUACGAAUCUGCCGCAUCGCUAUCCCUCCGGCCUUGGGGGCCACUUGGGGGACAAUGCUCCAGCUGCUCUGCACCCGCCUCGGCAGGAUGCGGCAUCCUCACUCCGCACUUGGUUGGCCACCCCGCCCGGGCAGUCGCUGCUCACUGAGCUCCGUUGGGCCCUCCUGCGUCCGCCUGCUGCCUUGGCCAGACUCCGAGCUAUGGGUCCGUGCGGCCGACUAGCUGAUUCUGCCUUGCUGGCAGCGCUGGCUCAGCACGGGGCUGCAGUCUUCCAAGACGAUGCUCCUGCCUGGGGCGACCCUCAAUUGCCCACAUGGCAUGACGCCGUUGCUGGCCUGGCCCAACCGUGCGUCUGCCCGCAGGCCAACAUCCAACGCUUAUUUUGUUGCUGGACUUGUGGCGGGGCUGCCUGGCCGCCUUCCGGCCGGAACCCCUCACCAUGCCCUUUUUGCAAAGCUUGCGUUGGUGUUCCUUGUGCCUCGUGCAACCGCAUUCUGCAUUCUCGCACGCAGUGCCGUUGGAACUGCGGCGCUCACCCCGCUUAUUUCCGGCCUGACGCGGCCCCCCUCUGCCCGGACUGCUGGCUCAUGUGGGCCCGCGACUUGCAAGCUUGCCCUUUGCGUCGUCGUCCCCCGCCCCUUGCGGGCGAUCUCCUGCAGCACCUCCAGCAUGUUGCCGACUGCUGCCAAGCCGGAGCUGGCUCCCAGGCAGCUCUCCCAUCCGUGCUGCGGCUUAAGCAUGUUCGGCGGUGGCUGCUGGCACGCAUCCGCCAAUGUAGUGGCGCGGAUCUCGGCAGCUUGCAACAAGACCUGGCCGCCCGCUGCCCGGCUGACACGCCGGAAGACACCUUGCAACGCUUGCUCCUCUUAGCCUCGCAAGCACUCCGUGCGGAGGGCCUCGCCACCCUGCAGCGAGACUUCCUUGUGCCAGUCCAGGCCUUCCACGUGCUGCAGUCCCCAGCUGUAGCAGAUACGACCUUGGGGGCCGAUGACGCCUACGGAGGCCCCCCGAGAUGCUGGGCGGGGAAGAGUGGCGGAGGCCGCAGCUACUGCUGCAGGUCGAACUCUACCUACCUACCUACCAAGAUUCAAAUCGGUGAGUCUUGGUACGAGUUGGUGGCCAAGACUCCGGAUGGUCGCGAGCUUUGUUAUGCUUACAAUAUCAAGCGUGGAUGUCAGGUCAAGGGAUGCCAGCGCGUCCACGCGUGUCGCGUUAAGGGCUGCCAGGGCGCAACCAUCCAGCAUAUCAGCACGGCGCACAAGGUGGUUCCUGACUUCGCCGUGGUCCGUCUCGCAAAUCGGAUGUUCGUGGCUCCCUGGAGGCUCGGUGUGUACAGCCGGGUCCUCGGCCACUGCGAUCACGUCUUUAUCCUCGGGGCUUUCCUUGGCUAUCCGAUUCUCACCGAGCUCUUGUUGAACAUGGACUGGGAAGGUUGUCGCUUGGUCCUGGCCGGGUACACCAUUGCGAACGAUGGACAGCUCGUGGAAUCGGACCGGGAUGCUUUACUUGACUUGGGAUUCGACCUGCCAGGAAAGCGAAAGCGUGGCCACCGCGAGACCACUACCGCGGGGGACGGUGGUGACGAUGAGAAGGAGAUUGAGGACCUGCCGUAUAGCGAGCUGAAAUCUGGCUGUGAGGGACCGCCUUUGGUGGGCGAGUUCGCAGGGGCGACUGACGAGUUUGUGGACGGCUUCGGUAGAUGCUCGCCGGGGCGUUGGAAACCUCUCUGCCGGGGGCGCCACAUGUCUCCCGCCGCCACUGCCUUCGCACAACAGCUUAAGGAUCGUGUUCGAAAGUUUGUGCCUGAUCUGGCAAAAGCGACUUUUCGUCUGGCGACGGGGCAUUGGGAUGGUCCCUUGUUCGCCCCGGAGGCAAUGGACAAACUUCGUGAGGACUGGUUCAACAUGCUGCCGGACCCUGUACGGGCAAGGGAGCUGACUCCUCAUCAGCCAUUCUACUUGAGGGCGAUGGCACAGACUCUUAAAAUCUUGGAGGACCCCGACUACCGCAUCAUCGAGGAGGGCAAGUUCUGCUUCGUGAAUGGUGUGGAGGUCGGCCACACUGCGCCAUUGGGACCGGUCCCUCAAGUUUUCAGAGCUCGUCGAAAGGAUCAGAAAUACGAUGAGUCCGACUGGCAACCACUGAUGGAUAAUUAUCGGGACGGCCCUGAGGUUGCAAAAUCGCUUGAGGAGGCAUUUGCAAAAGAAGAAGCAGAAGGCCGUAUGUUCCCGCUUUCUCUUUCAGAGGCCCGGGUCCGCUAUCCGGGGGCGGCACUUCGUAUUGCAGCGCAGGCAGUGAUUCCGAAACCUGACCAAGAUUUUCGUGUGGUCCAUGAUGGGACCCACGGGGUCCACGUCAACAAUGAGAUUGUUAUGCUGGACCGUCUUGAAUCGCCAGGUGCUAGGGAAGUGUCUGCGAUCCAAAAGUUGGGCAACGUAUCCGAUGAGAAAGUCCUCUUCGGGCUGGUGGGGGACGUGAAAAAGGCGCACAGGCGCUACUUGCACCAUCCCGACCAUUGGGGGGUGCUCUCCUGCAGAACGCGGUGCCAUUGGAUCAUCAGUGGCAUCGAAUCCAUGGAGGGAAACGGCUGGCUUGUGGAUGUCCGACGAUUUCAUGAGCUUCACGGCGACGGGUUUAUCGCUGACCGCUUGAGGCACGGUGCUCGCACUUACGAAUCGGGCCGUCUUGAGAAGGACUGUGGGGAGCUUUUCCGCACGGAUGCCGCUUGCAAUGAUUCUUCGGUUGUCUUGGGCGGAUGGUUUUUGCACAAAGGGCCGGAUCCAAAGAAGGCCCCAUGGUUUCAGAUCACUUUGAGCACGGACGAUGCUCCUUGGUUGUUCAAGAAGGAUUCGGGCAGUUCGUGGGCGAGCACUUCGGCUGAGGUUCUUGCUUCGCUUGCGGCGCUACACUUGUUGAGACGUGACUUCAAGGAGCUUUGGUCUGUCCCAGGGCACUUCCGUGCUAGCUUCUGUGGCGGGACAGAUAAUAAAUCUGCCGAGGCGCUAUCCUGCAAGCUGCUUACGACGCGAGUGCCACUCAUGUUCGUUGUGAUGGAGUUUGUCACCUUUUGUGACGCCUUGGGUUUCAGGUGUAACCUCAGUUGGAGACCCAGGGACUCCAAUCAGGAGGCGGAUCGCAUCACCAAACAUAUUUUCGAUGACUUCGAUGACAACUUGAGAUUACCUUUCAGUUGGUCAGAAAUGACCUUGUCAGUUCUGCCGUCUCUCUUGAGAUUCGCGAGCUUUCAGUCGGAACUUGAUACCAUCAAGACCUCGACGGCAGGUGAUGGAACAAAGUCAGCUCCUCGAAUAAGGUUCGAGAAGAGUCAGUGGGGAUGA